CGCGCCCAGCGCGCGCGAUGCUGCCGCUGCUGCUGCCACUGCUGCUGGCCCAACCCGGGCUGGCGGCCUCCGCCGCGUCCCUGGCGCCGCCGCUUUUCAACGUGAGCCUGGACGAGGCCCCCGGGGUGCGCUGGCUGCCGGUGCUGCGGAACUACGAUCCGGACUUCUUGCGCACCGCGGUGGUACAAGUCAUCGGCGAUAGGGUUCCGGACUGGGUCCUGCGGUUGAUCGGGAAAAGGAUCGGGGAGCUGGAGCGCUUCCUGCCGCAGCCCUACGGCGACGAGAUCCGCGGCAUGUGCAACUUCCUGAACCUCAGCCUGGCCGACGGCCUCCUGAUCAACCUGGCCUACGAGUCGUCCGCGUGAGUGGCCGGCCGGCCGCGCCUGUCCCCGGGCGUGACGUGGGAGGAGGCGGCCGCGGGAGGUGGAAAACACGCGCCCCGGGGCCACCGAAUCCCGGAGUCCCGGAGACAUGACAGUCUUUGUCACAGCCUGGUGACCUGCCAGGGAUUG
Molecule: messenger RNA, 512 nt
Organism: Dipodomys ordii (Ord's kangaroo rat)
Lineage: Eukaryota; Metazoa; Chordata; Mammalia; Rodentia; Heteromyidae
Product: N-acylethanolamine-hydrolyzing acid amidase-like
Exons: 2
Coding region: 18-365 (115 amino acids)
Molecular function (GO): hydrolase activity, acting on carbon-nitrogen (but not peptide) bonds
Source: RefSeq, a predicted model, not a curated record